AUGAGCAAAGUGAUGUUCAGUAAACUGAAGUCGGAUAAGAACGAGAUCCGUCUUCUGGAACUUCUCGCAGGGAGAUGGAUGGAGGACGUUUGCUGCAAACUACAAAUCGUGUCUCUGGACGACAAUCCCACCUACGAUGCUCUCUCGUACGUCUGGGGUGACCCAGGAGAUACUGACAAGAUAACCGUGGAUGGAUGUAGUUUCCAAGCCACGCGCAACUUGAUUGGGGGUCUACGACGACUACGGUCUAGUCGCGAUGCAAUAAUCUUAUGGGUGGACGCGAUUUGCAUUGACCAAGCAAAUAACCAAGAGAAAAUGCAGCAAGUUGGCAUAAUGGCAGAUAUUUACAUGUCAGCGAGCUCUGUACAGAUUUUCUUGGGGGAAAGCGGUAUACUUGACCUGAUCCCAGAGCAGGAACAGGCGACUUGGGACGACCCACCUCGCUUUGAGUGGCACCGGGAUCACACCAUGCUUUUUACGUCUAGAGAGCCGCCGAAUAAAGCCGGGGUGAGUUACAAUCAUUCAAAGCCAAGAUGGGAUCCAAAGGAAGGAAUCAGAGAUCAGGCGAGAGUGGAUGCUUUCCUUGCUUGGCAGAAAGAGGCCGAACACAGCAGCGCGGAGCGUACGGCUUUACAGACGUGUAGAGACAGUCAGGCCGGAGCCUUUGCAAUAAUGAACAUCCUCUCAAACGGCAGGUGCCUGAAGUCCUGUCUUUGCGUAGAUUCCGACUCAGUACCGUGGAAGAAGGCAAUUGAAGUCAUUGGUCAUCUUACGAAUCUGCCUUGGUGGACAAGAGCGUGGGUUCUUCAGGAGGUCAUCUUGCCGAAAGGUGACGUGAUUGCCAUUUACGGGGAGAUUACCGCCCCGAUCGGCCUCAUCGAGGACUCUGGAGCCAUACUGCCGCGACACUAUGAGCGCGGGCAAUGUUGCAAAAAUUUCUGGAGCACUCUGCCCUCGGAUCAGAAGCAAAUACUGGGGAUAUUUGCGGAAAUCAUGGGAUACCAGGAAGGAAUCCGAGAGGUUUUGGGAAUUCUCACGCAGGACCAGAUCGACAGACUGCUGUUCUUGCUGCAAAAGACGCGACAUAAAGAGGCAACGAACCCAAGAGACAAGAUCUACGGGCUGUUAGGGCUACUGCACAACUCGCCGAAUCCCCUUCACAUUACCCCUGAUUAUGACCGGGAGGUCAGCCAUAUCUAUACCGACGUAGCAAUGCGAUUCAUCAACUAUCAAAAAAGCUUAUUCGUUCUUCUGAACCACGAAUUCAAGGCGUCGGACUCCGGGCUGCCGACCUGGGUGCCGCAUUGGGGCAAAUCUUGGGGAAGCUCGUCAGACUAUCUGAUCACCCAGAGAAUGCUGCGUUAUAUGGCUUGGCCACCAGGCGAGGGUCUUCUACCGGAACUGGUCGACAAUUAUGCACUCAACGUCAAAGCGAAGUUUAUAGAUCGAAUCACCGCAACGACCAGAGUUCUCGUCAAAGCAGAAACAGAUCUCGGCGAGAUAUGUGAGGAGCUGGAGACAUUUUUCGGUGACGACCUUGCGAGGGAGAGAAAUGGCGAGAACGCAUUCUGGAGAACUAUGUGGGGUGACCUUUUAUAUCAAUUUGAUAGGUCUUCUAUAUCGACUACGAUAGCAUUCGACCGGGCAUCUGACGGAGAUGGUAGCAUGUUCACGAUAGCGCAAUUAGCAUGGGAGAAGCGACUCGAUAACAUGUUCUUCCUAAACCCUGACGGUACCCUUAUCUCAGAUGAGGAGGUUGCUCACAUUGCGCGGUUCGCCGAGGAAAACUUCUGGUACGCCAAUGAAGACAGGAUCUUCUUUAAGACUGCGAAGGGUUACAUCGGGUCCGGACCUCCUGAUACAAAGGUUGGCAACUCUGUCUUCCUCAUCUUUGGAAGCCCUGUCCCAAUGAUACUUCGGCUAGCAGACACGAUCCCCACAGUUUUAUCGGCAAGGAAGGGGACACGUUUGCCACCUUGUUAUUGUUUGGUUGGAUACGCGUAUGUUUAUGGGAUAAUGGACGGUGAAGUCGCUCCUAAAAACGGCCAUGGUAAAGCCAAAGGUCGAUUCUGGAAGAUGCUACGCCGUUUCACCGGUCCUUGGUAUGCGAAAAGGGGAUCCUCGCAUCAGAUAUAUCUCGUGUAA
This is a messenger RNA of Hyaloscypha bicolor E, 2145 nucleotides long. RefSeq lists its product as uncharacterized. NCBI's taxonomy places the organism in Eukaryota, Fungi, Ascomycota, Leotiomycetes, Helotiales, Hyaloscyphaceae. The record is from RefSeq and is a predicted model, not a curated record. The transcript has 2 exons. Bases 1 to 2145 code for a protein of 714 amino acids.